AUGGAUUCUGGUCAAGAUGUUGGUAGAGGCUUCAAAAGAGGUGGCUACAGAGAUGAUGGAUAUGAACAAAGUGGAGAACAAUGCCAAAAUGAAGAUUCAAAUAAGAGAAUUAAAAACAACUCAAUCUCAAGACCUCGGAAAUCUAUGUCUGGAGCUUGCUUAGUGAAUAGGUGGUGGGAUCCUAACAAAUCCUCAUCAAAAGAAUCUUGCUUCGGUGGAUCAUCUUCUUUAGACUUGGGUAUGAUUGAAUAUGAUGAUAUUGGAGACAUGAAAUACACAUGCCAAUAUUGUGGUGCCUUACAUUGGUUUGCCGAGAGAGUUGGAAAGACUAAAGAUAGUAAUCCUACCAAGUUUAUGAUGUGUUGCUUAAAGGGGAAGGUGCUCUUACCUUAUCUACAGAAGCCACCUACAUUAUUAUGGGACUUAAUAAUGGGUUAUGAUAUUCGAAGUCGUAAUUUUAUAGAAAAUAUUAGGUCCUAUAAUAGUGUAUUUGCUUUUACGUCUUUUGGAGGGAAAAUUGAGACAGGCUUAAAUGAUGGAGGUGGACCACCCCAAUUUGUCAUUAGUGGACAAAACUACCAUCGAAUUGGUAGUUUGUUACCAAAGGUUGGAGAAAGGCCAAAAUUUGCACAACUUUAUAUAUAUGAUACACAAAAUGAGAUUCAAAAUAGGAGUCGCCAUUUCAGAAGCACAGAUGGAAAUACAAAAUUAAAUCAGUCUUUAUUAGAACAUCUAAUGGCAAUGAUUGAUAAGUGUAAUGUAUUGGCUAAAUCUUUUCGAAUGGCUCGAGAUUUUAUUGGUCAAAAUUCAAGUUCAAAGAUUUCGUUGAGGUUGUUUCGUCACAGGCCAAAAGAUCCAAGAGUGUAUAAUUUACCAACUGUUGAUGAGGUUGCAGCGCUUAUAGUAGGGGAUUUUGAUUCCACUGAUUGCGGGCGUGAUAUUGUAAUAAGUGGUCUUGAUGGAAAUCUUCAACGAAUUCAUGAGACACAUACUUCUUUUUUGCCAUUACAAUAUCCAUUGAUGUUUCCUUAUGGAGAAGAUGGUUAUAAAGAAGAUAUAAAGUUUCGGGAGGAUGGAGAUAGGCGAGUUUUUAAGAAAAGAGUACGAGUUUCUAUGCGUGAAUUUCUAGCCUUUAGAAUACAAGAAAGAGUUCGUGAGGAAUCUAUUAUUCUUCGUUGUAGAAGGCUAUUUCAACAAUUCCUUGUGGAUUCGUAUUCUAUGGUUGAGGCACAAAGGUUAUCAUAUGUGAAAGCAAAUCAGAAGAUUAUUCGUAGAGAUUUCUUAGCUGGUAUAGAAGAAGCUGUUGAUAAGGGUGAUCUUGAUCCAUCAUGUAUUGGGACAAGAAUAGUGUUGCCAUCUUCGUUUACUGGUGGAAAAAGAUAUAUGUUCAACAAUUGUCAGGAUGCAAUGGCAAUAUGCAAAUUCUAUGGUUAUCCAGAUUUGUUUAUAACUGUCACUUGUAAUCCGAAGUGGCCUGAAAUUGAGAGAUUUGUAUCUGGAAAAGGUUUGAAUGCUAAUGAUAGACCAGAUAUAAUAUGUCGGGUUUUUCAUGCAAAAGUGAAGCAGUUAAUAGUAGACCUGAAGAAAGGGAAAUAUUUUGGGAAAGUUAGUGCUGGUAUGUACACCAUAGAAUUCCAAAAGAGAGGCUUACCUCAUGCACAUAUUUUGAUUUGGUUAGCUGCUGGGGCAAAACUAAAUACACCUGAAUUGAUUGAUUCUUUCAUUUGUGCUGAGUUACCUGAUCCUAUUGCAAACCCAAAGCUAUUUGAUGUUGUUUCAACAUAUAUGCUUCAUGGUCCAUGUGGGAGUAGUCGUAAAAAAUCUCUGUGUAUGGUGAAUGGUCGUUGCUCAAAAUUCUUUCCAAAAAAAUAUGUGGAGAAGACCUCAUUUGAUAUUGAUGGUUAUCCUGUAUAUCGAAGAAGGAAUACUGGAGUGCAUUUUGAGAGGCGGGGUGUUCAACUAGAUAAUGGCUAUGUUGUGCCUUAUAAUGCCAAAUUGUUAAUGAAGUAUCAAGCACACAUUAAUAUUGAGUAUUGCAACAAAUCCAAUUGCAUAAAAUACUUAUUUAAGUAUAUCAACAAGGGUGUUGAUCGUGUGACUGUUUCAAUGACCAAUGAAUCUGGGGAUGAACAAAAGAAGGUACACGUUGAUGAGAUUCAACAGUAUUAUGAUUGCCGUUAUUUAUCACCAUGUGAAUCUGCUUGGAGGUCAUUAAAUUUUCAUAUUCAUCAUCAUUGGCCUCCUGUACAAAGAUUGUCAUUUCAUUUGCCGAAACAACAAGUUGUUAUGUUUGGUUCUAAAGAACCUCUUGAUUUAGUUGUGAAACGUAACAAAAAACGAGAGACAAUGUUUACUGCUUGGAUGGUUGCUAAUAGGAAAUAUGCUGAAGGUAGACAUUUAACAUAUGCUCAAUAUCCACAAUAUUUUGUAUAUGAUCCUAAGUGUAAGGAGUGGCGACCAAGGAAAAGAGGGUUUUCAAUUGGUAGGAUGAACUUUAUACCAAUUGGGUGUGGUGAGGUCUAUUAUCUUCGGUUACUACUGAAUUUGCAAUGUGGAUGCACAAGUUAUAAUGAUUUAAGAAGUGUGGAUGGCAUUGUGUAUUUGUCUUUUCAAGAAGCUUGCAUAGCACUGCGAUUGCUAGAAAAUGACAAAGAGUUCAUUGAUGGUAUAAUCGAUUGUUCAGAAUUAUCAUCUGGGAAUUCAGCAAGGUAUCUUUUUAUUUCAUUGUUGUUGUCUAAUUCAAUUGUACAACCUGGUGCGGUGUUUGAGGAGACAUGGAAACUUUUAGCUGAUGGAAUUUUGUAUGCAAGGAGAAAAUUGCUAGGUGAACCAGAUUUGCAAAUGGAUGAUGGUAUGCUCAAAACUUUGUGCUUGGUAGAACUUGAGAAAAUGUUAAUGAGCAAUGGUAAAAGCUUAAAGGAUUUUCCAACAAUGCCGUAUCCACUUUCAAAUGAAGUCCCACAGUAUGAUAAUAUUUUAUUGUACAAUGAGUUAAGAUAUGAUAUUGGUGAUAUGGUUAAGAUGCAUAAUGACCAUGUAUCAAGUUUGAAUAAAGAACAAAAAAAGGUAUAUGAUGAAGUUGUUAAUGCCGUCAAUAAAUCACGUGGGGGAUUUUUCUUUGUUUAUGGAUCUGGUGGUACUGGAAAGACAUUUCUUUGGAAAAGUUUGACGUAUAAGUUUCGUGGAGAACGGAAAAUUGUUUUGAAUGUUGCUUCAAGUGGUAUAGCAUCGCUUUUACUUCCGGGGGGACGAACUGCACAUUCUUUAUUUGGUAUUCCUCUUGUGUUAAAUGAGGAUACAUGUUGUAAUAUUCGGCAAGGGAGUAAUAAGGCAGAACUUUUGAAACACACAAGUUUGAUUAUUUGGGAUGAAGCACCAAUGGUAAAUAGAUGGGCAUUUGAGGGAUUGGAUAGAACAUUGCGUGAUAUUAUGCUACAAAGUAAUCCGAAUAGUAGUGAUAAGCCUUUCGGUGGAAAAGUUGUUGUUCUUGGUGGUGAUUUUAGACAAACUUUACCUAUAAUUCCUAAAGCAAGUCGUGAAGAAAUUGUUAUGGCAACCAUUAAUUCUUCAAGAUUAUGGAAGUUUUGCAAAGUAUUGAAGUUAAUAGAGAACAUGCGAAUAAAUCAAGGGGGUUUGGAUAGUGAUGUAGAACAAAGAAAAAAUUUCAGCAAAUGGAUCCUUGAUGUUGGAGAUGGUAAAUUGGGUGAGUACAAUGAUGGUGAAUGUGAGAUGGAAAUUCCUCAUGAUUUGUUGGUGGAUUCCAAGGGGGAUGGUGUAUCAAGUAUUGUUGACUCAACAUAUCCUGAUCUUGAACGAAAAAUUUUUCAAGAAACAUAUUUUUGUGAUAAGGCAAUUCUUGCUCCAACUUUGGAAAUUGUUGAUACAAUUAAUCAAUAUGUAUUAAGUCGGGCACCUGGUAAAGAAAAGGUAUAUCUUAGUUCCGAUAGCAUUGUAAAAGUUGAUGAAGAUGUUGGUAUUGAAGCAAAUUGGAUUACUGUUGAAUUCUUAAAUAGUAUAAAGGGUUCUGGCUUACCGGACCACAAGUUAUGUUUGAAGGUUGGAGUUCCUAUUAUGUUAAUGAGGAACAUUGAUGUUGCGCGUGGAUUGUGCAAUGGGACUAGAUUGAUUGUUCAUAAACUACGUCCAAAUCUAAUUUAUGGAAGAGUUAUAAAUGGAAAUAAUGCUGGUUCAAUGGCUUAUAUUGCACGGAUGAGUAUUGUCCCUUCUGACAGUGGCUUACAUGUAAAGAUUCAACGUCGACAAUUUCCGGUUUGUGUUUGUUUUGCAAUGACGAUUAACAAAAGUCAAGGACAAACUUUGGGUAGAGUUGGUGUUUUUCUACCAAGACCUGUAUUCUCUCAUGGUCAAUUAUAUGUUGCUGUUUCGCGUGUGAAAAGUAGAGAAGGACUAAAGAUUUACAUCGAUCAGUCAAGUUCUACAUUGGUGAAUCAAACAAAGAAUGUUGUUUAUAAGGAAGUAUUUAAAAAUUUAGGAUAA
Lotus japonicus is the source of this 4497-nucleotide messenger RNA. RefSeq lists its product as uncharacterized. Gene Ontology annotation, molecular function: DNA helicase activity. The record is from RefSeq and is a predicted model, not a curated record. The transcript has 6 exons. Gene Ontology annotation, biological process: DNA repair; telomere maintenance. NCBI's taxonomy places the organism in Eukaryota, Viridiplantae, Streptophyta, Magnoliopsida, Fabales, Fabaceae. Bases 1 to 4497 code for a protein of 1498 amino acids.